GUGAACUGCCUGUCUGCUCACCUUCGUAUUUAAAACCGUUGCGGUCUCGCUUUCGCCGGCUUGCGGUGCAGUUCUCUCUGCCGUCUAAAAAAAAGUUUCACCCUUUGCUCAGGAACUCGAUCGGCUCUCCGGCGGAACUUUUUAUCCCAGGGUUUGUUCAGGAUUGGACGGUAGACAGGGAGCUAAGAAAGAUCAUUUUCAGGUUGUGUGGAAAUGGCGCAGAUUCAGAUGCAGCAUCAGAGUCCGGUUCCAGCCCCCAACGGAGUUGUGGCACCGGGUGCUGCUGCAGGCGUAGCCUCUAACUCUGCUGGUGCAGGGGCUCCGAGCCAGUUCUCGCCGACGUCUCUGUAUGUUGGAGACUUGGACUUCACUGUGACUGACUCGCAGCUCUUUGAUGUCUUCAGCCAGAUUGGCCCGGUUGUGUCGGUUAGAGUUUGCCGGGACCUCAGCACGCGUCGAUCUCUCGGCUAUGGUUACGUGAAUUUCGCGAAUCCUCCGGAUGCCGCAAGGGCACUGGAGGUUUUGAACUUCACUCCUAUCAAUAGCAAGUGCAUCAGGAUCAUGUACUCUCAUCGUGACCCUACUCUUAGAAAGAGUGGAACUGCAAAUAUAUUUAUCAAGAACUUGGACAAGUCAAUUGACAACAAAGCCUUGCAUGAUACUUUUUCAAGAUUUGGCAACAUACUUUCAUGCAAAAUAGCAACUGAUUCUAAUGGACAGUCUAAGGGAUAUGGUUUUGUUCAAUUUGACAAUGAACAAUCUGCUCAAAAUGCCAUAGACAAGUUGAACGGGAUGCUCAUUAAUGACAAGCAAGUAUAUGUUGGACAUUUUCACCGUAAGCAAGAAAGAGACACUGCUAAUGUUCAGACAAAAUUCAAUAAUAUUUUUGUGAAGAACCUAUCAGAAUCCACAACAGAUGAGGAUCUGAAUAAAACUUUUGGUGAAUUUGGGACAAUUACUAGUGCUGUGGUGAUGAGGGAUACAGAUGGCAAGUCUAGGUGCUUUGGGUUUGUCAAUUUUGAAAACACAGAUGAUGCUGCUCGAGCAGUUGAAGCAUUAAAUGGAAAGACAUUUGAUGAUAAAGAAUGGUAUGUUGGAAAAGCUCAAAGAAAGUCAGAAAGGGAGCAAGAAUUAAGAACUAAAUUUGAACAGACUGCAAAGGAAUCAGUGGACAAAUAUCAAGGAGCAAAUUUAUAUGUCAAAAAUUUGGAUGAUAGCGUUGAUGAUGACAAGCUGAAAGAACUCUUCAUUGAGUUUGGCACAAUAACUUCAUGCAAGGUUAUGCGUGAUUCUGGUGGAGUUAGCAGAGGCUCGGGAUUUGUUGCCUUCUCAACUCCUGAGGAAGCUGCUAGAGCUCUCUCUGAGAUGAGUGGGAAAAUGGUAGUGAACAAGCCACUUUAUGUUGCACUCGCUCAGCGGAAAGAAGAAAGAAAAGCUAGGUUGCAGAAAGAGUUUUCUCAAGUACGACCAGUUGCAGUUGCACCAGCCCUUGCUCCUCCUCGCAUGGCAAUGUAUCCUCCAGGUGCACCAGGCAUGGGCCAGCAAAUGUUUUAUGGCCAAGCUCCACCGGCUAUGAUUCCUCACCAGGCUGGAUUUGGAUACCAACAUCAGCUUGUCCCUGGAAUGAGGCCUGGAGGAGCUCCUAUGCCAAACUUUUUUAUGCCAAUGGUCCAACAGGGCCAGCAAGCCCAGCGUCCAGGUGGAAGACGUGGGACCUCACCUAUCCAACAAACUCAGCAGACAAUGCCUUUGAUUCAACAACAGCAGCAGAUGCUUCCAAGAGGAAGGAUAUACCGGUUCCCUCCUGGAAGGAACUUGCCAGAGGUACCCAGUCCUGCUGGAGGUCUUCUUCCAGUUCCAUAUGACAUUGGCACUACACUUCCCCGUGAAGGUCCUAUCAUGGGACAACAACCCGUACCAAUUACAGCCCUUGCUAGUGCCCUCGCAAAUGCACCACCUGAACAACAGAGAACAAUGCUGGGUGAGAAUUUGUACCCUCUGGUUGACCAGCUGGAGCAUGAGCAAGCUGCAAAGGUCACUGGGAUGCUUCUUGAGAUGGACCAAACCGAAGUUUUGCAUCUGCUGGAGUCACCUGAAGCUUUAAAAGCCAAAGUUGCUGAGGCUAUGGAAGUGCUUAGGAAUGUUCAACAGUCAAACAGCCCUGUUGCAGAGCAACUCGCCUCACUUUCUCUUAAUGACAGCAGCCUUGUAUCCUAGGCAGUCGAAGCUUUGUCUGAUGUUUUUUCUUUCUGCUAUGAUGUGUGUUGGGCAUACUGCUUUUUUCGAUCUAGAGUAUAUUUUAUUAUGACUUUAUAGGGAUUUCAAUGGGAAAUUGGGAUCACCCAUUUCCACUUGGAUAAAUUUUGGAAUUUCAGUAGUUGUUUAUCAGAUUAUUCCGUUUGUUGGGAGGCAUAUUGAUGGUGCAAGUUCGUGCUUUUAGUGGGUUUUAUUCGUUUGUGCUAAUCGAUCGCGCGGCUGGAAAGUUGAGUGAAGA
Cuscuta europaea is the source of this 2494-nucleotide messenger RNA. The record is from the annotation of a GenBank genome assembly. Lineage: Eukaryota; Viridiplantae; Streptophyta; Magnoliopsida; Solanales; Convolvulaceae.